Gekko japonicus is the source of this 891-nucleotide messenger RNA. RefSeq names its product insulin receptor-like. The annotation marks the transcript as partial. Gene Ontology annotation, biological process: glucose homeostasis; positive regulation of phosphatidylinositol 3-kinase/protein kinase B signal transduction; multicellular organism development. Lineage: Eukaryota; Metazoa; Chordata; Lepidosauria; Squamata; Gekkonidae. Gene Ontology annotation, molecular function: insulin receptor substrate binding; insulin receptor activity. Gene Ontology annotation, cellular component: axon; insulin receptor complex. The record is from RefSeq and is a predicted model, not a curated record. The transcript has 2 exons.
CUCCCCUUGGCGGCCGCCGCCGCCGCCUUCUUGGGGCCGCCGCUUGUUGACGGGAUCGGAGGCGCUCGGUGAGGGGAGCCUCAGCUCUGCCGUGCAGUUCGCGGUCCCCUCAGCGCUGAAGGAGGAGGAGGAGGAGGAGGGCCCGGCGCGCCCUCAGGCAUGAGGAGGAGGCCUCGCCGCGGGCCGCCAGCAGUAGCCGCCGCCGUGCCGAGCGUCCAGCGGCCCUGACGGGGCACACCGCCAUGGGCCCGCUGCGGCGGCGCUGGUGGUCCGGGCCGGCGCUGACGCUGGCCCUGGCCUGGGCCUUGGCCGGCCUGGGCGCCUGGAGCCGCGCCGAGGUUUGUAACAGCAUUGACAUCCGGAACAACAUGACCAAGUUCAGCUUGCUUGAAAACUGUACUGUAAUAGAGGGACACUUGCAGAUCUUGCUGAUGUUCAAAACCAAGACUGCGGACUUCCGGGAUCUCAGCUUCCCAAAACUGACCAUGAUCACAGACUACUUGCUGCUCUUCCGGGUCUACGGCCUGGAGAGCCUAAAGAACCUGUUCCCCAAUUUGACUGUGAUCCGAGGGACUCACCUCUUCUUCAACUACGCCUUCGUCAUCUUUGAGAUGUUUCACUUGAAGGAGAUUGGCCUCUACAGCCUGAUGAACAUCACCCGCGGUGCAGUGAGGAUCGAGAAGAAUGAUGCGCUCUGCUAUUUGUCCACCAUCGACUGGUCUCGGAUUCUGGAUUCCGCCGAAGACAACUACAUUAAGUCCAACAAGGAUGACAAGGAGGAGUGUGGAGACGUGUGCCCCGGAGUGGUGCAGGGGAAAAGCAGCUGCCCGGCUACCGUCAUCAACGGCAUUUUCAUUGAGCGCUGUUGGACCCAUGAGCAUUGCCAGAGAG